UUCAGGGAGGCGGAGGAAAAGUUACUUUUGCGGGCUAGAAGGGGUUUCGGCGCGCCGACGCAGCUCGCCUUUGCAACUCUGCCGCAGUUCGCCUUUUUUGUUUGUUUCCCUCACGCUGCUCCGGGGCAUGAAAGGGCUCCGCUGCGGGGAGUGAAAGAAAGGAGUUUACCUGGGAGCGCGAGAGGAGGGCGCGCACACGCGGCCCGCAGCGCGGACGUCCACUGUAGGCUGGAAGUUUGUGCCGGGCUCCGAGUGCGCGCCGGCGGCGGAGCGCAAGGCCGAGCGACAGGCCGCAGGACCGCAAUGGGCGCGCCGAGCCUCCGCGCGCCCGCGGCGGCGCUGGGGCUGCUGCUGUGCGCGGCGCUGGGGCGCGCGGGCCCAGUCGAGGGCAGCCGCCGCGGGGUGGCCGCCGAGCCCCUGUGCCCCGCUCCCUGCCGCUGCCUCGGGGAGCUGCUGGACUGCAGUCGCCAGCGGCUGGUGCGCCUUCCCGAGCUGCUCCCACCCUGGGUCGCUCGGCUGGACUUAAGUCACAACAGAUUGUCUUUCAUCAAGGCAAGUUCCCUGAGCCACCUUCAAAGCCUUCGAGAAGUGAAACUGAACAACAAUGAAUUGGAGACCAUUCCAAAUCUAGGACCAGUCUCAGCAAAUAUUACACUUCUCUCCUUAGCUGGAAACAGAAUUGUUGAAAUAUUAGCUGAACAGCUGAAACAGUUUCAGUCCCUCGAAACGUUGGACCUCAGCAGCAAUAAUAUUUCAGAUCUUAAAACUGCAUUUCCACCUCUACAACUCAAAUAUCUGUAUAUCAACAGCAACCGGGUCACCUCAAUGGAAGCUGGGUAUUUUGACAAUUUGGCCAGCACGCUCGUGGUGUUGAAGCUGAACCGGAACCGAAUCUCAGCUAUCCCACCCAAGAUGUUUAAACUGCCCCACCUGCAACACCUUGAACUGAACCGAAACAAGAUUAAAAAUGUAGAUGGGCUGACAUUCCAAGGGCUUGGUGCUUUGAAGUCUCUGAAAAUGCAACGAAAUGGAGUAACGAAACUUAUGGAUGGAGCGUUUUGGGGGCUGAGCAACAUGGAAAUCCUGCAGCUGGACCAUAACAACCUAACAGAGAUUACCAAAGGCUGGCUUUACGGUUUGCUGAUGCUGCAGGAACUUCAUCUCAGCCAAAAUGCCAUCAACAGGAUCAGCCCUGAUGCCUGGGAGUUCUGCCAGAAACUCAGUGAGCUGGACCUAACUUUCAAUCACUUAUCGAGGUUAGAUGAUUCAAGCUUCCUGGGCCUAAGCUUGCUAAAUACUCUGCACAUUGGGAACAACAAAGUUAGCUACAUUGCUGAUUGUGCCUUCCGGGGCCUUUCCAGUUUAAAGACUUUGGAUCUGAAGAACAAUGAAAUUUCCUGGACUAUUGAGGACAUGAAUGGUGCUUUCUCUGGGCUUGACAAACUGAGGCGUCUAAUCCUCCAGGGAAACCGGAUUCGAUCUAUUACCAAAAAAGCCUUCACUGGCUUGGAUGCAUUAGAACAUCUCAGUGAAGCUGAUGUGGAAGCUGCCACAGAUCCGUUCCUUUGUCCCUUUUUGGGACCCUCAGGCCCUGUGUAUUUGAAGGGGAAUGUAUAUGGCUCGGAUCCUUUUGAAGCCUAUCAUACAGGUUGUGGUCCUGACCUGAGAACCGCUUUAAUGGACCACUAUGAGCCCAGUUACGUAAAGAAAAAGGAGUGCUACCCAUGUGCUCAUCCUUCGGAAGAACCCUGCGAACAGAGCGUCAGUGACAUAGGAUGGCCUUCACACGUGAGGAAGUUAAUCAACUCCACUUACUCUCAAAAUGAAGGACCUGGAAUGAAAAACGCGUGUCUAAACAAGUCCUCCCUAGAUUUUAGUCCAAGUUCAGAGCCAGCAUCCGUUACUUCAAGUAAUUCGUUCCUGGUGCUCCCUUCUUUCACCAAGACCCCCAUGGACCUUACCAUCCGUGCUGGGGCCAUGGCACGCUUGGAGUGUGCUGCCCUGGGGCACCCGGCCCCGCAGAUAGCCUGGCAAAAGGAUGGGGGCACAGACUUCCCCGCCGCGAGGGAGAGACGCAUGCAUGUUAUGCCUGAGGAUGACGUGUUCUUUAUCGUGGAUGUGAAGAUAGAGGACAUCGGGGUGUAUAGCUGCACAGCUCAAAACAGUGCCGGAAGCAUUUCUGCAAAUGCGACUCUGACUGUCCUAGAAACACCAUCAUUUUUGCGGCCCCUAUUAGACCGAACUGUUACCAAGGGAGAAACGGCCGUCCUGCAGUGCAUUGCUGGAGGUAGUCCUCCUCCCAGAUUGAACUGGACCAAGGAUGACAGCCCUUUGGUGGUCACUGAAAGGCACUUUUUUGCAGCAGGCAAUCAGCUGCUGAUCAUUGUGGACUCGGAUGUCAGCGAUGCUGGGAAAUACACAUGUGAAAUGUCUAACACCCUGGGCACCGAGAGAGGCCACGUGCGCCUCAGUGUGAUCCCCACUCCAACCUGUGACUCCCCUCAGAUGACCGCCUCAUCGUUAGAUGAUGAUGGGUGGGCCACCGUGGGCGUGGUGAUCAUAGCGGUGGUUUGCUGUGUGGUAGGCACGUCGCUCGUGUGGGUGGUCAUCAUAUACCACACCAGGCGGAGGCACGAAGAGUGCAGCAUUACCAACACAGGUGUGUAAGCAGAGGCUUGGCACAGGCUGCAGCAGUCGUGUGUGUGUGUGUGAGCCUGUGGUAAUUUUCUUCUAGAAUGUGUGUCUCGCAGACUGAGGCCAUGUCAGAAGGGUGACUCAUUUGUCUCAAGCUGCAGAAAUACGGUUAACUAAAAAUAACACCCUGGCCCAAAAUCAAGCUGAUGUUUAAAGAUUGAUACUUUUUGUUAAAAGCUCAUCACCAUAUCCUGUGGGCUAUGAGAUACAGUGAAAAUCAGAGUUAAACAGUCUUACUCUUUUACAAGAUGGUAAUGGAGAAUCAGGAACCAACCCUUCAGGUCUGAGGUGUAGCGUCUGCUGCAGGUUUUGUUUUGUCGUGUGUGCAUAUGUGCAUGUGUGUUUGCAGGCAUCCAGGUAGGACCCUGGUGAUGUGUGGGAGAGCAGCCAUGACUUGACAAUAUAUGCAAACUCCUAUAUCAAUAAGUAAUAGUAAGUCAGGAAUAUGGCAGAAAUCAAGCUUGAUUCAAGAGCUUAGAUACUGUCCCGUGAAAAUUUCUAAUCCUUUUAUCUUCUUAAACAUUGGUAGUUCUUGAAAUUUGGGGGACAUCGCACAGGUGAUAAAGUAGAAAAUCAGUUCAUGCUUCCCAGAGCAGCAGAGC
Hipposideros armiger (great roundleaf bat) is the source of this 3296-nucleotide messenger RNA. It is a transcript of the gene LRIG3, whose product is annotated as leucine rich repeats and immunoglobulin like domains 3. Lineage: Eukaryota; Metazoa; Chordata; Mammalia; Chiroptera; Hipposideridae. The record is from RefSeq and is a predicted model, not a curated record. Gene Ontology annotation, molecular function: protein binding. The transcript is spliced from 14 exons. The coding region runs from base 304 to 2667 and encodes 787 amino acids.